UCGGAACAACAAGGCAACAUGUUACCGCAGGAAGAGUCGGAUGAAAAAGACGGGGAGAACGGAGGCAAUGUUGUAUCUAAAGUGUCGAAUUUCUUAGAUAGGCAUCUGUUUGUGCUCAGGAAUAUCAGCAUUGGAAUUGCCCUCACUGGAAUUUUUGUGAUUGCAAGAAGUGUAAGACUAACAACAAAAUUCUACAGUACUCUUGAUAUACCGAUAUCUUUUAUACAACAAAAUGUGAAACUUCGAGGAAAAGUUCAUCAUGUAACUGAUCAAGGACUAGCAGUGGAACAUCUUCCAAUUACCAUACCAUUUAUUUCAUCUAUUCUUAGGAAACGACAACAAGAUACACUUUUGACUGUUAAAUUAGCUGGUGUAGAGCUUACAGAAGAUGGAAAAGCUUGGUUAAAACAAAACUUGGCACCAGCACAAGUUGUGUGGUUUAGGCUUCUUGGGAAAGAAAAUUCAGCAGUUGACUGUCUAGUUUUGGCAAAUUUGGGAGGCAUUUUCAAUGUGUGCAUUAAUGAAGAACUACUAAGGCAAGGACUUGGUAGAACAGUACCUGUACAAGGUCUUCAUUUUCAGUCCAAACUCUUUUGGAAUAUACACAAAAAAUUACUUAAAGCUGAAUUACGAGCACAGAAAAGUGGAGUUGGUCUUUGGAAAAAAAUGAAUUUAAGAGAACAGAUAUUUACAAGAUUAAAUGGCUAUGCAAUAGUAAAAUUACUGAAAAAAACUUUAAAAUGGAAUCUUGAAGACAAAAGAAAAAGUAACACAUGAUUGUUGUGUAACAAUGUACUUUAUUGAAAGCUAUCCUUUUUUGUAAUUUAUUUACAUACAGUAUGUUAAUAUUUUUGGUCUGCUAUAGUCUGCAUGUAUUUAAAAAUAAGGCGAUGUUAAUAUUUUUCUGGACUUAGUUUGUUACAAUGUUGUGCUAAUAGCCUUUGAAGACCUAUGAUUCAUUAACUGUUGUUUUUUUGCCCUGGAUGUCACAAUGAUAUACUGUGAAAUUCUAAUUGUUCCUGCUGAGUAAGGGACACUGGUGUUUCUGUGGUAACAGCCAAUCAAAAAACUCUAGCAGAUCAAAAGACGAAACCUGAGACAUUGUCAAAUGCUGUAAGAUCGAGAAGGAGAGGGUGACAACAAAAUCCUGUGAUGCUUAACUUCAUACACAGUAGAAUUACUGGAUGAACAUUGAGGUUAUCAAAACUAAACUUUACUGGAAAAAAACUUUUUUUAAUAUUGUGAAGAAGCAUCUUUUCCUUCCUGUUAAGUAUUUAUAAAGAACACAUGGGACUAAACAUAAUGCUUUGUUUGGAGGUUUUUGUCUUAUAACUGGACUGUUCCCUUGAUUUUCAUAUCAUGUACUCAACUGAAAGUAUGUUUUUUUUAAUUUAUGAAAAUAGUCUACAAAAUGAUUAUAACUUUCACAACAUUUAGUAAAGACAAAACAUACUACCAACGUGUCACAUAAAGUUUAAGCAAUCUGCAUAUAAAAAAUGUAAAGCAGUGAACUUAUAUAAAAUAAAACCUGAAAUGACUUGUGUUUGGGGGUAACAAUAUUAAAAUAUUUCUGGUUGCAUUUUUAUAGUAGAAUCUGUAGUUUUUGAAAAGUGGAAGGCAAGCAGGGUCUUGAGAGCCGUCAUUGCACUGAGCUUUAGGGUGACGAGGGCACAGAGUGUGCCCUUGGUUUCUUCUGGGGAGAAUUGUGAAGCCGAAUACAAAAACAAUAAAAGGCUCCCUUUGUUGUGCAAAUUGCAUGACCAGUAGUGUGCUUGUUUCUUCCCAUUGGAUGAAGAUUUGAAUUGAAAGGUAAAUUAAAAGCUUAUUAUGGAGAGCAGAAGACUUUGAAGGAACAAGCAGUAGGCAGCUGGAAUAAGGAAAUGUUAAACUGAAAUCAUGGAGAAAUAAAAAGAUUUGCAUGUGGUUUGGGCUGGUGCACAUAGUUCAACAGAUUAAAAGUAAAACAGCAGGUAUUAAUACUCCUGUUAUGUAAAGUAUUGGGUAUCCUUGUGCACCUUUUUAAAAGAAUGUGUUGUGUAAAAUGAUUUGAAAAGUAUGUGUGCAUACUGAGAAACCAUAUACUGUACUCUUUUCACUGGUUUGGGUUUAAAUUCAAAACUAUGUAUAUAUAGUGUAUCAUUAGAAG
Erpetoichthys calabaricus (reedfish) is the source of this 2146-nucleotide messenger RNA. RefSeq names its product c18h3orf33 homolog (H. sapiens) (gene miso1). The transcript has 5 exons. Bases 19 to 777 code for a protein of 252 amino acids. The record is from RefSeq and is a predicted model, not a curated record. Lineage: Eukaryota; Metazoa; Chordata; Cladistia; Polypteriformes; Polypteridae.